This is a messenger RNA of Solanum verrucosum, 1746 nucleotides long. RefSeq names its product probable pectinesterase/pectinesterase inhibitor 46. Gene Ontology annotation, molecular function: pectinesterase activity; pectinesterase inhibitor activity. Gene Ontology annotation, biological process: cell wall modification. NCBI's taxonomy places the organism in Eukaryota, Viridiplantae, Streptophyta, Magnoliopsida, Solanales, Solanaceae. The record is from RefSeq and is a predicted model, not a curated record.
AUGGCCUCUCUUAAUCCAUGGGGAAAGCUUGACGAACUAGACAAUGAGAGGCUCAUGGCUCGUCGUAAGACGAGGAAGAGAAUCAUAAUUAUUGCCAUAUCAUCCAUUGUUCUUGUGUCCAUCGUUAUCGGGGCAGUGGUUGGUGGUGUUUCUCACAACAAAAACAAAUCUUCCCAACAAAAUGAUAAUGUCUCGUCGAUGACCUCAACCAUUAGUGCUGUAUGCAAUCUAACCCUCUAUCCCGACUCAUGUAUCUCCAGCCUUUCCCCAUAUGCUGCAAAAGGCAAUGCUCUCAAACCUCAAGAUAUCUACAAGAUGUCUGUUCUAGUUGCCCUCAACGAGCUCUCUGGUGCCUCCGAUAACUUCUUAAAGAGUGAUACAUAAAACAUCAAUGAUCCAGCAGCUGCUAAAGCUAUCCAGAGUUGUCACGAGCUUCUAUCCCUUGCGUUUGAUCAUCUGAAUGACACGUUGUCCGUUGCUGAAACCUCUUUACUCGAUGCCUUUGAUGAUCUAAGGACAUGGUUGAGUUCUGCAGGGACUUAUCAGCAGACCUGUAUUGAUAGUUUUGAAAAUGUCACAUCAAAUAGUGCCAUACGCAAAGCUGCAGGACAGAAUUUGAACAACUCCACCCGGUACACCAGUAACAGCUUGGCACUUAUAAGCUCGUUAGAAAAUUCCAUUACCAGCUUAGGUGCUAUCGGAAAGAGGAGACGUUUGAUGGGAUAUGAAGAUGAUAAUGAUGAUGAGUACCCGAGCUGGUUGUCGUCAUCAAAUGACAGGAAACUGCUGCAGAAAUCAUCAGAAACAAAGAUAAAGGUGAAUGUAGUAGUGGCUAAAGAUGGUUCAGGGAAGUACAAGAGCAUUAAGGCAGCACUAAAAGCUGCACCAGAGAAGAGCAAGAAGAGAUUUGUGAUCUAUGUGAAAAAGGGUGUUUACAAAGAGAAUGUUAGGGUUGAGAAGACUAAAUGGAACAUUAUGAUUAUUGGUGAUGGAAAAGAUGCUACCAUCGUUUCUGGUAACCGUAACUUUAUUGAUGGAACACCUACAUUCCAAAGUGCCACCUUCGCUGUGUUUGGAAAGGGAUUUGUGGCUCGUGAUAUUGGAUUUGUAAACACAGCUGGUGCAGCAAAGCAUCAAGCAGUUGCAUUAAUGUCAACAGCAGAUGAAUCAGUGUUCUACCGCUGCAGAAUGGACGCGUUCCAAGACACUCUUUAUGCUCAUUCCAACAGACAAUUCUACAAAGAAUGUGAUAUCUAUGGGACAGUGGAUUUCAUCUUUGGUAACUCAGCUGUUGUACUCCAAAACUGCAACAUUCUUCCAAGAAUACCAAUGAGUGGGCAACAGAACACCAUCACAGCUCAAGGAAAAGUUGAUCCAAAUCAAAACACUGGAAUUUCUAUCCAAAACUGUAGUGUUAUGCCGUGGGGAAACCUUACUGGGAUCAAUACAUUUUUAGGAAGGCCAUGGAAGAAUUACUCAACAACUGUUUUCAUGGAAUCAAACUUGGGAGGUUUCAUUCAUCCAAAUGGAUGGAUGCCAUGGGUUGGAACCACAGCUCCAAGUACCAUAUUUUAUGCUGAGUAUAACAAUACUGGAGCAGGGGCAAAUACAAAAAACAGAGUUAAUUGGGAAGGCUUGAAAUUGGGACUUACAAGUAAAAUAGCUAGCAAGUUCACAGUAAAGCCUUUCAUUCAGGGAAACAAAUGGCUUCCUGCAGCUGGUGUUCCAUUUAUGGCUGGUCUUUGA